Messenger RNA from Chaetomium strumarium, 1677 nucleotides. RefSeq lists its product as uncharacterized. NCBI's taxonomy places the organism in Eukaryota, Fungi, Ascomycota, Sordariomycetes, Sordariales, Chaetomiaceae. The transcript has a single exon. The record is from RefSeq and is a predicted model, not a curated record. The coding region runs from base 146 to 1498 and encodes 450 amino acids.
CUGCCAGGUGCCGUGUACUAUGAUUCCUAGGUACUAGUAGUAGGUGGUCUCUAUUCGCGCGAGGCGGCAGACACCACUGCAGCAACCCAGUGGUCGGUUGUACUUGUACAAUAUUGAAGCAACAAGCCGGAGGAGGCCAUGCUGGAUGUUGUCCAACUUCAAACGCUCCCGUCUCUUCGCUCGUCGCCCGUCCCUCGUACCAGGUCGCUCUUUAACCACACUGCAGCCUUGUAUCGGGAAGGGCUGUCGGUCAUUGAACGUUCUUCCUCCUGUUUCUGUCCAACGGCUUCUCCCCCCUGAUAACACCAGGACCACGGGAUCUACAAAAAUAAUUAGACUCCAGGACUUCCGGAGAUUUCGAAGCUUCGAGCAGUGGGUUGUCACCCAUCGCACGCGGGGCUGGGCCAGGCUCGAGGGCUGUGCCGCUAUGGAUUCGACUGAGACAGCAAUCGACACGACAAGUAGAGUAUGUGAGACCCAGAGCGGAUACAUCUGGUACAUUUGUACCUGGAAACACCCCUACUAUAGCGGUUGCUGCCGUGUUGAUCCGUGCAAGCAAGAUCCCAUCGGUUGCCCCAUCGGUUGGCCUGCUUCGGCGCGCGGCCAUCCGGUAGCAACCACCGAUUCGGCCUCAACUUCAAGGCCACGCACGACGAGCAGGACAUCUCCGAUCAGAACAACACCGGGUCUGACGCGCACAGAAACUGCCGCAGCAUCCUCCUCCCCAUCCCCUUCGUCAACGCCAACUCCAGGCGCAGGCGCAGGGACAACAGCCACCAUCUCCUCCACAUCAACCGCGGUCAACGCAAACAAUAGCAGUAGCGGAAUAACGCUGUCUGUCGGCGCCCUUGUCGGAAUCGUGGUCGCUUGUGCCGCUGUGGCCGUCAUUGCGGCUCUCAGCACCUGCAUGUGGUGGUGGGGCCGGUGCCGACAACGGAGAGAUAGCAUCGCUCCGUCGCUACUAGUAGUAAGCGGGCCGGUCAAGGAGCCCAACCCUUCAGCGCUGGAACCCGUUUUCGACUCGUCUGUGGCUCACAGCAUGCCGAGAGGGGUGUCUGACCCAGCGAGCGGUAUGGCGCCCUGUUCAAGCCAGCAUCACGGCAAUACCCAAGGCACUUCCAACCCAUCGCACUGGGGGCCAAUGGUGGUGGUGGUAAAAGAGGACAGUAUGAUGAGCUCCCCUCCAGCACGCGGCCUGCACCUGAGCAACCCGAGCAGCGAUGCUCACAGCAGCCACGCCAGCUCCCUCGCGCCUGGCAAUUCAUGGGGAGUGGGAGUGAGUUUAGCGUCAAGUCCAUCCGAGCUUGGCUCGGCGGUGGUCCGUCGAGAGAUGGAAGGGGGGCAGGCAACGCAGAGUGAGGCGGUUGAGAUUGACUCCCGGCCCAUUGUGAAUGAGGCAGUGGAGUCGCCCAGGGCGACGCUCAGUUCGACACAGCGGGAGCGUGACACCGGCACGUACGCAAACAGCUGGACGAGAUUUCAGAAUCUGCAGUUGUGAGAUCAAAAGUCUGAACUGGUCUCUUGUGUCAAGACGAUGCUCCGAGCAAGCUGGUUUGGAUUAGUCAGGCGUGAGCCAUUACAUUAGAAAGAAAGGGUAUAUUUUCUUAUUCCGAUGGAGAUCAAGAAGAUGAAAACAGCAAAUGAGAACAAGCACUGACCCAAGUCCGUCUAAGCCAU